Schizosaccharomyces cryophilus OY26 is the source of this 2420-nucleotide messenger RNA. RefSeq lists its product as uncharacterized. The record is from RefSeq and is a predicted model, not a curated record. The transcript has a single exon. Gene Ontology annotation, molecular function: protein binding. NCBI's taxonomy places the organism in Eukaryota, Fungi, Ascomycota, Schizosaccharomycetes, Schizosaccharomycetales, Schizosaccharomycetaceae. The coding region runs from base 489 to 2318 and encodes 609 amino acids.
ACGUUCCUAUUGACGAUUAAGCUAGAUUAUGAUUCUUUUAUAUCUUUCUCAGGUAAUUUGUGAAUGAACACUGUUCUACUUCUGUUCUUUCUGGCUUAUCAAACAACACUGAUCCCUUACCAACCUUAAACCAAAAAAGCAAAACAUUACAAGUCUUUACAUGGUUCAAAGCUACUCAUUGUAAAAGUGUUCAAACUUUACAUUCAACUUCUCGAUUCCAAAAAAUUUCAAGCAAAGGUUUAAUUCGCUUUCACUAUUAAAUUACGUUUUCUUUAUUCUUCAAAAUUUUUCUGUUAACAUAUAAUGACCUGGGAAAAUCUAACUUGAUAUAACGCUUCUUUAUAGCAAACAGUCAAUUUUAUUCAAACUCCACGAAACUAGCAAGCAUUGAUAUUUAUUGGAAUUUAUCAAGUAUUUCUCUUUUAUUUUUAUUCUUUUUACUCUAAAAAACCGAUAUUUAUACGAUUCAAUACUUAAUCAGUGAAGAAAUGCAAGACAUCCAAAAGUCUAGUAUUUUCACCCUUCCAGACGAUUUACUUUCGUCUAUCGAUCUCAAACCAGAUCUUUCAUCUAAUAUUGUGACACCUGAUGCAAAUGAAGAAGCAGAAAAUGAGAAAGAAUCUCGGAUUACUGAUUCUACCCAAAAAAAUGUUUUGUCAUGUACCAUAUGUGGAAUCAAUGAUCUAAGUAAUUUAGAUAAUCGAAAGCAACAUGUGAGAUCAGAUUGGCACCGCUUUAAUGUGAAACGUACAGGGGCCGGUCUUUCAUCUGUCUCUCAAGAUGAAUUUGAGCAAUUUUUAGACAAUCUAACUGAAUCCAUAUCUGGGUCAGAAAGUGAUGAUAGCUCAGACGAGGAAGAAGUCAAUAAAGCCCAGUGGGAAAAGGCAUUUCAGAAUUCUCUUCGAAUCAAAGAGAACCCUCAGCAAGAAAACGAAGAAUUAACAGGUCACAAAAAAUCACCAAUUGUUUGGUUUGAAAUAAAAAAUCAAGACCCAACAAACCCGCUGUUCCUUGGUAUUUACCGACACUUAUUUCCAUUAGAUUCCGCCAUUACAAAAGAUCAACUUUUAGCAGUCCAAACCGAGAAUCAAAAGAAACCAUUUCAAGUAGCCAUGUUCAUGCUUGGUGGUGGUCAUUUCGCAGCAAUGAUAGCUACCAACGAGCCUUCAGCGAAAACUCCUCAGUCUUCUAUUAUUCCCAAAGUCUUGGCCCAAAAGACUAUCCAUCGAUAUACGACAAGAAGGAAACAAGGUGGAUCCCAAGGUGCCGCAGAUAAUUCGAAAGGUGGGAUACAUUCAGCUGGUAGUAGCCUUCGUCGAUAUAACGAAUUAGCAUUGAUUCGGGAUAUCCAACAACUAUUUAAAGAGUGGAAAUCUCUACUUGACAAGUGUGAUUUGAUAUUUAUCCGAGCAAUUGGUGCAUCAAAUCGCUCCAUAUUCUUUUCUCAUACAGAUCCUUUAGUUGAUCCUAAAGACAAUAGAUUAAGGACAUUUCCUUUUACUACCAAGCGUGCUACACAUUCUGAAUUGCUUCGAUGUUAUAAAGAGUUAAUUACUCCCAAAAUCAGUAAUAUCGACACUCAAGCACUGGAAACUCACCAACAGGAACUUAAAAAAGAGAAUGAAGCAAAAAAAAUUGCAGAGCAAGAACUUCGAGAAAAGCAGGAAAACGAGAAAAGGAUAUUGGCAAAGCAUACUGAUGCAUUGCUUACUAGUUUGAAAGCAGAUAAUCUAGAAGAAGUUUUAAAGUAUCUUCGUGCAAAUGGUCUAUCUAUCAAUUUCAGAUUUCACCCUUUGAAUGUUCAUAUCCAUACUUCUUCCCCUUUACAUUAUGCUGUUGCUCAAGGAAACACAAAGCUAGUAGCGAACCUUCUUCGUGAGGGGGCAGACCCUACUAUACAAAAUGGAAACGGUAAAACUCCAUAUGAAAUUAGCUCGAGCAAUCGAGAAGUGCGAGAUGAAUUUUCAAUAGCUCGACAUGAGCUUGGCGAAAAUGUGUACGACUGGGAGAUGGCCAAAGUUGGUACAGCAAAGUCACGAGACCAGGUAGAAAAACUGAGACAAAAAGCGAAAGCUCGUUUAGAAAGCCAAAAAGAAGAGCGUGAACAACAAGAGGCACAACGACGUCAGGAAGCCAUAAAAAAAAUUCAAGAACAAGAGAAGAAAGGUUACGAUUCCCAAUUUGGUAAAGGACAUUCCUUGGGAAUUAAUCAAUUACGCAAAGAAGAUGAUCUAAAGUCUCUAAAUCCAGAAAUGCGGCGAAGAAUCGAGCGUGAAAAACGAGCAGCGGCAGCUAUGAAGCGGUUGCAAAAACAAUAAAGCAAUGGAAAGAUAGAUUUUACAAUGAAUGAUGAUUUUAUGAAAAAGAUACUGUUAUAAUUAUAAAUGUAUAGAAAGCAAAGAUAAGAGAGAAUAAAAGUU